Messenger RNA from Boeremia exigua, 1068 nucleotides. RefSeq names its product NADP-dependent oxidoreductase domain-containing protein. The transcript is spliced from 5 exons. Bases 1 to 1068 code for a protein of 355 amino acids. The record is from RefSeq and is a predicted model, not a curated record. Lineage: Eukaryota; Fungi; Ascomycota; Dothideomycetes; Pleosporales; Didymellaceae.
AUGGCUGAACAAAAGAUGCAAUACGUCAAGUCGGUCUCCCUACCAUUGGCAGGUACAGAAGGUCUGGGGAAGUCCGGACUGAAGGUCUCGAAAGUUAUCCUGGGUGCCAUGAGCUUUGGUAGCGACAAGUGGCAGCCCUGGGUCUUGAACGAGGAAGCAUCUCUGCCUAUCCUCGAGCACGCAUACAAGAAUGGCAUCAACACUUGGGACACAGCUGAUAUCUAUUCCCACGGCAUCUCCGAGAAAAUCAUCGCGAAAGCUAUCAAGCAAUACAAUAUUCCUCGCAACAAGAUCGUUCUACUUUCAAAAUGCUACUUUGGCGUCGAUGAAGAAGACCCGUCCCUUGGUAUCGCAUCCGUUUCCGUCAACGACGGCGAGAUGGUCAACCAGGUCGGUCUCAGCCGCAAGCACAUCUUCGAUGCUGUCCAGAAGAGCGUCGAGCGCCUCGGCACAUACAUCGAUGUCCUACAGAUCCAUCGCCUCGACCGCGGUACACCCAGGGAGGAGAUCAUGAAGGCCCUGAACGAUGUUGUAGAGAAGGGCUGGGUUAGGUACAUUGGUGCCAGCUCCAUGGCAGCCUGGGAGUUCCAGACCCUACAGAACAUCGCAGAGAAGAAUGGAUGGCAUAAGUUCAUCAGUAUGCAGAACUACUACAACCUGAUCUACCGCGAAGAGGAGAGGGAAAUGAUUCCAUACUGUCAAGACACCGGCGUAGGCCUCAUCCCGUGGUCUCCCAUCGCCCGCGGUGCACUCACACGUCCCUGGACCGACCGCUCCUCAAACCGCGCGCAGACCGACAAUUUCCUCGACCUACUCGUCCACAGCCGCGAAGACAAGAUCGACCAAGAAAUCAUCAGUCGUGUGGAGCAGAUUGCAAAGAAGAACAAUGUCAGCAUGGCAUGUAUCGCAACAGCCUGGUGCAUCAAGAAGGGCGUCUGCCCGAUCAUUGGUCUUAGCAGCAAGGAGAGGGUGGAAGAGGCGGUUGUGAACUCGAACUACAAGUUGAGUGAUGAGGAUGCGAAGUUCCUGGAGGAGAGGUAUGCGCCCAAGGAGAGGCAGGGAUUCUAG